AUAUAACCUGUAUAAUCCAAUAAACACGGAAAUUUAAUGACCAGUUAUUGAAGGAUGAGUGAAAAAGUUAUUUUGGUAACCGGUGGUACCGGUCUCGUCGGCAAAGCCAUAGAGAAAAUCGUCGAAAGCGAGAAAAGACCCGACGAAAAAUGGAUCUUCGUCGGCUCCAAGGACGCAAACCUCUGUGAUAAGGAAAGUACUAUUGCCCUUUUCAACGAGCACAAACCAACGCACGUGAUUCAUCUGGCAGCUAUGGUUGGCGGUCUUUUCCAUAAUAUGUCCCACAAUCUAGAUUUCUUGCGUAACAAUAUUAUGAUCAACGACAACGUUCUCCAAACUGCUCAUCAGACGAAUGUCGUGAAAGUGGUAUCUUGUUUGUCCACGUGUAUAUUCCCGGAUAAAAUCGAAUAUCCUAUCUACGAGAACCAGAUGCACCAGGGACCUCCGCACCCCUCGAAUUAUGGCUACAGUUAUGCAAAGAGAUUAAUAGACAUCGCCAAUCAUGGAUACCACGAUCAGUACGGGAGAAUGUACACCAGUGUCAUCCCCUGCAAUGUAUUCGGGCCCCAUGACAAUUUUAAUAUGGAGUCUGGUCACGUCAUUCCAGGACUUAUCCACAGGCUGUAUGAUGUCGUCAAAGAUGGGAGCACCGAGGACCAAGUGUUCACAGUCCUGGGGACAGGACAGCCCCUCCGACAGUUCAUCUACAGUCCAGACCUGGCAAAAUUAAUAAUUUGGGUCCUCCGAAAUUACAACUCCGUCGAGCCUAUCACCUUAUCAGUGGACGAGACCCAGGAGGUGACCAUCGGUCACGUCGCCGAGACCAUCGCCAAAGCCUUCAAUUUCCGGGGUAAAAUCGUCUUCGACACAUCAGCCGCUGAUGGCCAGUACAAAAAAACCGCGACCAACAAGAAGCUCCGAAGUCACCUCCCGGAUUUCGAGUUCACACCCUUCGAGGACGCCAUAAAAGAAACGGUCACCUGGUACCAGGAGAACUACCACCACGCAAGAAACUGAGACCCAUUAUCCCAAUUAUCACGAGCUACUCAAGCUAAUUAACCACCAAGGGGAGAGGAAGGAAAAGGGAGGGAAUUAAUAAUUGUACAGAAACUGGGUUGCCCUGUGAUUAAGAGACCAAGAAAAUUGUUCUGCAUGAACCUGGAAUAAACAUGCGAUAUUUUCCA
This is a messenger RNA of Fopius arisanus, 1184 nucleotides long. RefSeq names its product GDP-L-fucose synthase-like protein (gene Gmer). Gene Ontology annotation, molecular function: GDP-L-fucose synthase activity. Gene Ontology annotation, biological process: nucleotide-sugar biosynthetic process. The coding region runs from base 55 to 1017 and encodes 320 amino acids. Lineage: Eukaryota; Metazoa; Arthropoda; Insecta; Hymenoptera; Braconidae. The record is from RefSeq and is a predicted model, not a curated record. The transcript is spliced from 6 exons.